This is a messenger RNA of Talaromyces proteolyticus, 285 nucleotides long. RefSeq lists its product as uncharacterized. NCBI's taxonomy places the organism in Eukaryota, Fungi, Ascomycota, Eurotiomycetes, Eurotiales, Trichocomaceae. The annotation marks the transcript as partial. The transcript is spliced from 3 exons. The record is from RefSeq and is a predicted model, not a curated record.
CUGCCGCGCGCAUUCUCCACGACGUCGCCAAUCCUCAACACCGCCACUGCCAACGAAUUACCAGUACGGAAACCUGUUGGCGCAUUUCGCGGGGGAGCAUUCGGCUUCCUCCUCGGCUCCGUGGCUGCCGGCGCAUCUGUCUAUUACUACGUGUUGAAGGAAUACAGAGUAUCCAACGAGAUGUUGACGGAUGAUAUCUACGCCUUGCAAUCUGCUUCCCAGAAAUUGAACAGUUACAUUACCGAGAUGGAAACGAAGCUGGAUGAUUUGCAGAAGAAGAAGUGA